Oreochromis aureus is the source of this 2771-nucleotide messenger RNA. RefSeq names its product E3 ubiquitin/ISG15 ligase TRIM25-like. NCBI's taxonomy places the organism in Eukaryota, Metazoa, Chordata, Actinopteri, Cichliformes, Cichlidae. Bases 85 to 1728 code for a protein of 547 amino acids. The transcript has a single exon. Gene Ontology annotation, molecular function: zinc ion binding; protein binding. The record is from RefSeq and is a predicted model, not a curated record.
AGAUCAGUGUCUCAGUGUCAGGAGGAAAUGAAUGCAGCUUUUAUCUGGUAACAGAAAGUGAAACUUAAUUUAACUGGAAGAGAAAUGGCGCAGCAAGUGAUUCAGCUGGAUCAAGAAAAACUGAGCUGUUCCAUCUGUCUGGAUCUCUUGAAGGAUCCAGUCACUAUUCCCUGUGGGCACAACUACUGCAUGGACUGUAUCAAAAACUACUGGGAUGAGAAUGAAACACACAGCUGCCCCCAGUGCAGAGAAACUUUCAUACCAAGACCUGUCCUGGUGAAAAACACCAUGUUUGCUGAUUUAGUGGAGGACCUAAAGAAAGCAGGACUUCCAGCUGCUUCGUCUGAUCAUGCCUUUACUGGACCUGGAGAUGUGGCCUGUGAUUUCUGUUCUGGGAGGAAGCGGAAAGCCUCCAAGUCCUGCCUGGUGUGUAUGGCCUCUUACUGUGAACAGCACCUUCAGCCUCACUACAACGUAGCUCCAUUAAAGAAACACAAGCUCAUCGAAGCCACUUCAAAACUUCAGGACAACAUCUGCACUCACCAUGAUGAGGUGAUGAAGAUCUUCUGUCACACUGAUCAGCAGUGUAUCUGUUAUCGCUGCUUAAUGGAUGAACACAAAGACCACGUCACAGUGUUAGCUUCAGCAGAAAGAGCUGACAAGCAGAAAAAUCUAGAAGGGAAUCGACACAAGAUCAAGUACAGAAUCCAAAACAGAGAGAGGGAUGUGAACGUGCUUAAGAAGGAACUGGAGGCCAUCAGUCUUUCUGCUGAUAAAGCUUUGAUGGAAAGUGAGGGGAUGUUCAAAGACUUGAUCAGUCUGAUUGAGAAAAAAACCUCUGAGGUGAAGCAGAAGAUCAGAUCCAAGCAGAAAACUGAACAGACUCGAGUCAAAGAGCUUCAGGAGAAGCUAGAGCAGGAGAUCAGUGAGUUGAGGAGGAAAGACACUGAACUGGAGCAGCUCUCACAAACAGAGGAUCAUAUCCAUUUUCUUAAUAAUUUUUCCUCACUGUCACAUUUGAAUAAAUAUACAGAUUUACCGAGCACCAACGGCCACACUCUCCAAUACUUUCAAGGUGUGACCACGGCUGUAUUACAGGCCAGAAAUAAAAUGAAGGAUCUUCUGAGUGAUGAAUGGACAAAAAUUUUAGUUGCAGUGAAUAAAGUAGAUGUGCUACUGCCUCAAGAAGAACCCACAACUAGAGGGGAAUUUUUGAAAUAUUCUUGUGGCAUCACUGUUGGUCCAGAGACGAAAACAAAGCCUUUCUCACUGUAUGGACAUCAGUCAUAUGGAAAUAACCCUGAAAACUCGCAUGUCCAGAGUAAUGAGGUUCUGAAUGGACCUUGCUACUGGGAGGUAAAGUUGACUGGUAUAGCAACAGUAGGUGUUGCAAAGAAGUAUGACUCCUAUAGUAGGUCAAGUGAUAAACGUGGAUUGGGAUCAGAUUAUGAGUCUUGGGCAUUAAAAUAUUCACAUGGCAGUUAUCAAUUCAGACAUGGAAACAUUUCAACUUCCCUCUCAGGCCCUAAGUCUUCCACAGUGGGAGUAUAUUUGGAUCGCAGGGCAGGUAUUCUGUCUUUUUACAGCAUCACUGAGACCAUGAAUCUCCUCCACAGAGUCCAGACCACCUUCACUAAGCCUCUCUAUGCUGGAUUUUGGCUUCCAGAUAGUUCUUCAAACUCUCUUGAAUUGUGUGAGUUGAAGGAGACAAGUGAUACUGAAUCAUGAGAAUUUAAGCUCUGCCUACUGCCAUGCAGUAAAGUGUCUAUACUGCAGUGCACUUCAUAGAUGUAAUGAUAAUGUUUUAUUUUUGUGUUUAUGUUGUUAUUUCCUGAACAUUGUUUUUUAAGCUACUAAAACAUGAACUUAUAAAGGGUAUACUUAUAUUUUAUUAUUUUAUUUUGACAAUAAACAACAGAAUUGUAUAUAAUGUAGUUUGUAGUGUAAUAUGAAGUGUAAAGUGGUUUCUAUUUCACCGUGUUUUUUCUCUUUUUUUAAUUGAUUCAACAUAAGUUAGUUUACAGAGCAGGUUUGCUUGUUUCAGUUUAGAGGGGUUUUGGGGUUUUUUUUUUUUAAUAUUUCAUGACAUUAUGUUUUCAUUAGUUUUAGUCCUUUCAGUUAUUAUAAAAUUAUUGAUAUUUAUCAGGGGCAAAAUUGAAGGGCAUCAGAACAGAUGUUAUAAUAGAAAAUAUACCUUAUGACCUCCCAACUCUCAAUAAACAUAUUUAACAGAACCUUACCAGAAAAAAAAAAAUGUUUGAUUUUUUUUUUUUAUUGAUUUCAGUAAAGUGAAAUGAUUUUUUUUUCAAAGUCAGCAGUUUUAUAUUAUAAUAUAGUUUUAGUUGACUAUAACCUUGAUUUGAACUUAUAGUGGAGUUGUAUUUGUUUGAUUUACUAUUCUUUGUACAAUAAAAUGAGAAAUGUGAACUUAAUAAAGUUUCUGAUUUCACAAAAAAAAAUAUCACUGGCUUUUUACCAUUUUCAGUAGAAAUAGAUAUAUUUUUUCUAUUUUAUAUGUUUUUGUCCACAGUGCAAUCAUAUGUUUUAUUUUUUUAUUAAUGUGUACAACUAUUCAACCAUCUUUGUUUAAGGCGUCCCAUCUCUAUCUGUGGGGAUGUUUUCAGCAGUAACUGGGAGACUAAUCAGGACAGAGGGAAAGAUGAAUGCAGCAAUGUACCAUCCUUGAUCAUGCUCUGGACCUCGGACUAGAGCAAAUAAUUUCACAAUUCAAAAUAGUAAACAUUUGUUUUCCUGAGGUCUUUAUUAAAAUA